This is a messenger RNA of Pristis pectinata (smalltooth sawfish), 6560 nucleotides long. RefSeq names its product peroxidasin homolog. NCBI's taxonomy places the organism in Eukaryota, Metazoa, Chordata, Chondrichthyes, Rhinopristiformes, Pristidae. Gene Ontology annotation, biological process: response to oxidative stress. Bases 47 to 4468 code for a protein of 1473 amino acids. The record is from RefSeq and is a predicted model, not a curated record. Gene Ontology annotation, molecular function: protein binding; peroxidase activity; heme binding. The transcript is spliced from 23 exons.
GAAGGCAGUGGGGAUCAGUGAGAGCGAUCGAGCGAGAGCGGCGACGAUGCCCUGGAAAACCCGCUCUUUGCUGCCCAUAGCAUGGCUCUUUCUCGUCGCUUUCCCGCCGCGGGUUACCGCUUGCCCGAGCCGCUGCCUUUGCUUCCGCACCACGGUGAGGUGCAUGCAUUUAAUGCUGGAGAAUAUACCUGCUGUCUCCCUGCAAACCACCAUCCUGGAUUUGCGAUUCAAUAAAAUCAAAGAUAUUCCAUUCGGAGCCUUCAGGCGUUUGAAGCACCUCAACACACUACUGUUAAAUAACAACCAAAUAAGGAGAAUUCCCAGGGGUGCAUUUGAAGACUUGGAGAAUUUAAAAUAUCUCUAUUUGUACAAGAAUGAAAUCCAAUCACUUGACAGGCAAGCAUUUAAGGGACUUGUCUCUCUAGAACAACUGUAUCUCCACUUCAAUCAAAUAGAAUCUUUAGAACCAGAAUCCUUCAGUGACCUUCCAAAGCUUGAAAGGCUUUUUUUGCACAACAAUAGAUUGUCGCAGAUAUUGCCAGGAACAUUCAGUCAGUUGGAGUCCAUGAAAAGACUGAGAUUGGACUCAAAUAGCCUGAAUUGUAACUGUGACCUAAUGUGGUUGGCUGAGAUGCUACAGGAGUAUGCAGAAUCAGGUAACACACAAGCAGCAGCUACCUGCGAGUAUCCCAAAAGGCUGCAGGGAAGAUCCGUUGCCACAGUUACACCAGAGGAAUUUAACUGUGAGAAACCACGAAUAACAACACAGCCACAGGAUGCAGAUGUAACAUCUGGGAACACUGUGUACUUUACCUGCCGAGCUGAGGGAAAUCCGAAGCCUGAAAUAAUUUGGCUUCGUAACAAUAAUGCAUUAGAUAUGAAGUAUAACCCACGCUUAAAUCUAUUGGAUGAUGGCACUUUAAUGAUUCAGAAUACUCAAGAAGAUGACCAAGGUGUUUACCAGUGCAUGGCCAAAAACAUAGCAGGGGAAGUGAAGACCCCUGAAGUCAUUCUUCGGUACUUUGAGAUACCAGCUCGGCCUGCUUUUGUAAUUCAGCCACAAAACACCGAGGUCUUGGUCGGUGAGAGUGUCACGUUGGAGUGCAGUGCAACUGGAAACCCUCAGCCACGGAUCACCUGGAUGAGAAGUGAUGGGUCUCCUUUGCCCAAUGACCCUCGAUAUACUAUAACUUCCUCAGGAGGACUCUAUAUACAGAAUGUAGCGCAAACAGAUGGUGGCCAGUAUACCUGUCUUGCAAAUAAUAAUCAAGACUCCAUUCAAGCAAAUGCAUUCAUAAUUAUUAAAGCGCCACCUCAGUUUAUAGUCUUGCCUGAAGAUCGAGCAGUUGUGGAGGGACAAGGUGUAGAGUUCCACUGUGAGGCAGAGGGCAAUCCUCCACCAACCAUAGCAUGGACUAAAGGAGGCAGUCCACUUCCUGGAGACCGGCGGCUUGUUAUCCUAUCUACAGGAUCACUGAGGAUUUCCAGAGUAGCCCUUCACGAUCAGGGCCAGUAUGAAUGCCAGGCUGAUAAUAUUGUUGGUGCCCGUCGAGUUGCUGUCCAGCUCACUGUACAGCGCCGAGUAUCGCUGGUCUUUACAAACACACCAGCUGACCUGACGGUUGCAGCUGGAACAGAUGUGCGGAUUCCCUGCAGCGCUCGAGGGGACCCUGAACCUACUGUAACUUGGAGUAAGGAUGGAAUUCAGAUAACAGAGAGUGGAAAAUUUCAUAUUGGCUCUGAGGGAUUUCUUUCAAUUCGUGAUGUUGGAUCAGCGGACGGAGGGCAGUAUGAAUGUAUUGCCAGGAACAGCAUUGAUCACUCUGUCGCUAGCAUGGUGCUGACUGUGGUUGUCCCUGACAUUGUUAGAAGUGGCGACACUUUUGUGGAGUCCUCAAUCAAGGAAGCUAUUCAGAGUGUUGACAGUGCCAUCAACUCCACCCGCAAUAAUUUAUUUGGAAGCCGACCUCAAACUCCAAACGAACUGCUUGCCUUGUUCCGCUACCCACGACUGCCAAUUGUUUUUGAUCUUGCACGAGCGGGGGAAAUUUUUGAACGGACACUGCAGCUCAUUCAGGAACAUGUAAAUCGCGGGCUGAUGGUUGAUCUGAACGGAACAGGUUUUCGCUAUAAUGACCUUUUGUCUCCAAGGUUCCUGAGCCUAAUUGCGAAUCUGUCUGGCUGCACAGCCCACCGUCGAAUCAAUAACUGUUCCGAUAUUUGUUUUCAUCAGAAGUACCGAUCUCACGAUGGAACGUGCAACAAUCUCCAGCAUCCCAUGUGGGGGGCUUCCCUUACAGCUUUUGAGCGCCUUCUGAAGCCAGUCUAUGAAAACGGGUUUAAUUUGCCAAGAGGAAUUAAUCGAGACCGCUUUUACAAUGGGUUUCCUCUCCCUCUACCUCGCCUCAUUUCAACCUCUCUGGUAGGCACUGAGACCAUUACACCUGAUGACCAAUACACACACAUGUUGAUGCAGUGGGGUCAGUUCCUUGAUCAUGAUAUUGAUUUGACUGUUGCAGCACUAAGUCUUUCCAGGUUUUCAGAUGGUCAGCACUGUAGUUCUGUCUGCACAAAUGAUCCACCGUGCUUUCCCAUCUUGAUUCCUCAAAAUGACCCCAGAGUGCGUAAUGGAGCUCGAUGCAUGUUUUUUGUGAGGUCUAGCCCUGUCUGUGGAAGUGGGAUGACAUCUUUGUUAAUGGAGUCUGUGUAUCCACGGGAACAGAUCAAUCAGUUGACUUCUUUUAUUGAUGCAUCCAAUGUAUAUGGGAGCUCAGAUCAGGAAGCUGAAGAAAUCCGGGACUUGGCCAGCCAACGAGGCCUAUUGAAGCAAGGGAUCGCACAUCGAUUAGGGAAACCACUUUUACCAUUUGCUACUGGUCCACCUACUGAAUGUAUGAGAGAUGAAAAUGAAAGUCCCAUUCCUUGCUUCCUGGCUGGAGAUCAUCGUUCCAAUGAACACAUGGGUUUAACCAGCAUGCACACAGUCUGGUUUAGAGAACACAACCGAAUUGCCACUGAGCUCCUAAAAUUGAAUCCUCAUUGGGACGGUGAAACUAUUUACCAUGAAGCUCGUAAAAUAGUUGGUGCCCAGAUGCAGCACAUAACCUAUAGUCAUUGGCUACCCAAGAUUCUUGGUGACGUUGGAAUGAGAAUGCUUGGGGACUACAAAGGGUACGAUCCUAAUGUUAAUGCAGGAAUAGUGAAUGUGUUUGCUACUGCAGCCUUUAGAUUUGGGCACACACUUAUUAACCCUAUUCUCUACCGACUGGAUGAUACAUUUCAGCCCAUUCCUCAGGGCCACCUUCCUCUUCACAAAGCGUUUUUCUCUCCAUUCCGUAUAGUGAAUGAGGGUGGCAUUGACCCAUUGCUGCGAGGGUUGUUUGCUGUUCCAGGAAAGAUGCGGGUCCCCACGGAGCUGGUCAAUACAGAACUAACAGAGCGCCUUUUCUCCAUGGCACAUGCAGUGGCACUGGAUUUAGCUGCUAUGAACAUUCAGAGAGGUAGAGACCAUGGAAUACCUCCUUACAAUGAUUACAGAGUCUACUGCAAUCUAACCUCGGCUCAGGAAUUUGAAGACCUAAAAAAUGAAAUUAAGAAUCCACGAAUUAGAGAAAAGCUCAGGAAUUUAUACGGUACCCCGUUGAACAUAGACUUAUUCCCCGCAUUAAUGGUGGAAGACCUGACACCAGGAACCAGAUUGGGACCAACUCUUCUGUGCUUAUUGUCCACUCAAUUUAAACGCCUCCGAGAUGGUGACAGGUUUUGGUAUGCAAAUCCUGGGGUGUUCACUCCAGCCCAGCUGACUCAGAUCAAGCAGACUUCCCUUGGCCGAGUGCUGUGUGACAAUGGAGACAACAUCACUAGGAUCCAGACUGAUGUGUUCAGGGUGGCAGAAUAUCCUCAUGGUUAUCAGAGUUGUGCGGACAUACCAAAAAUGGACUUGAGGAUGUGGCAAGACUGCUGUGAAGAUUGCAGAACCAGAGGACAAUUCAAUGCACUGUCACACCAUUUCCGUGGCAAACGUUCACCUAAAUACAGCUUCCAUGAUGAAUCACCAUUAAGGAAAAUGAGAAUCCCAACACGUUCCAGUUCUCUGUCGAAUGCAUUUCAUGCUGACAAUCUAACUUUGACAUUGAAAGCCGCUUCUGUAAAAGCUGAUGACAGCACAAAUGAUUUCCAGAGUUUUGUGACUGACAUACAGAAGACCAUCACGGGUCUUCAAAAUCAGAUUAAAAAACUUGAAGCACGUCUCAGUAAAUCUAGUUGCACUGAUGCAAAAGCAAGAGAGCGAUCCAGUGAUGAGGAGUGGAAGGAAGACUCCUGCACCACCUGCAAAUGCAAGGAAGGACAGCUUACCUGCUUUGUUGAAACAUGUCCACCAGCCAGUUGUGUUAAUCCUGUACAGAUGGAGGGAGUUUGCUGUCCGGUCUGCGCAAAACAAGCCUUGAGACAAGAUGAGAAGUCCUAAACUCUCACUGCAGAACUGAAGGGGAUAUACGGUCCUUUAUAUUCUCCAAUGAGUUGUGACGUCUGGAUGUCAGUGUGAAUACUGUGUGCUUUCAAAACUACCCAUGAGUAUUCAGUCAAAAAUGGAAAGAAAACAUCAAUUUGAAGAAAUCCUGAGAAAUAUUAAACAAAAGUGCUCGAAUGCAUGCUUCAUGUUAACUGGUUAUAAAUCAGUAACGUAGUUAAACAUUAUAUGUGCAUGUACCGUGUAUGUACUGUCAAAGAGAACCACAAUGCAAAAGUAUUGAAAGGGAAGUAGUAUGUUAUCUAUGACAGGGUGAUUUCAAUUUGUCUGCCAUGUUUUCUUAGUAAGAAGCUUCUCAGGUUCAAAAUGCCAAAAUGAAAGUGGUGCUACAUGUAUCAUCUUGUAUAUGAUAUUAUAGUGAAUAGCAGGAGCUAACAUACCAUAACAUUUCCAGACUCCUUUAUUUGCUUCAAAGCAAAAUCUAUCUCAAGAACUCCUCUAGUUCAGCAUACAUAUGUUCAUAUGUCUUUGCUUUUUGAAUGAGUGUGAAAAAUAGUUUGAGGAGGAAUAAAAACACUAAAGCAGUGUUUUUUUUAUAAAUAUAUAUAUUAUUUUUUACUCUGUUAUAGAGUCCCAGGUGUUUUGUGUGCUAGAAAUCCUAAAGUCUUUCACCCUUCCAAGGUGUUGAGACUUGUAGGCUGUUCUUUUAGUUACUGUGGCUCUGCUCGGAAAUAAUGUGAAGAUGUAUUUGUACUUAUCGGACAUUUGGUACAUAGAUGCCUACUAAUUUGCAGGUUGGUGUACAUACUACAUUGAAAAAGUGCUUGUGGUUUUUCACUAAUUGGCACUGUAUGUCAGCGUUCUCACACAAUGGGUAAGAUUUUUUUAAAUCAAUCUAGAUUAGAACAUUUAAAGAGGUUUUUUUUAAGUUUUUGUGGCCUGGCUACUGAAUUUUCAGCUCUAACCAUUACACCUUGGAUUUAUGGCAUUUUGCACUUCCUGAAUUUUUUUUGGAUAACGUUUUAUGUACUGGUAGUUUUUUUUACAUUGUUGGAAUUUGUUACUGUAUACAGGCAUAAGAAAUGGGGAGGGGGAUGGGAGGGCAGGGUAUAAAAGGGGCUUCUUACUCCCUGAUUAUUUACUGAAAAGCUGUGCUAACCAAUGAAACAGUAUUAAAUACCAUCUAAUAUUUCUAAUCAUUGUUUCUUUAUUGUUGGGAAGAAAUUUUAUUUAUUUACUCAGUCGGAUGUGAAUUGGUCACUUUUAUUCAUCAAUGAAGGAUAUGUAAUAGUUUUUAAAGUAAAAGUAGUCAUACCUCAACCUUUUCACUCAAGGUGCUAAUUGAUUUAAAAGCAACAUUAUAAAGUUACUUUAAAAGAAAAAGUAGCCAUAUUUGCAAUAUGCCAAAACGUGUCAUAAAUUUAUUAACAUGGACCCCCUUUUUAAGUUAUUGUAAUACUGAAAAGAUUUGGGGUAGAAAAAAAUCAGUGCUUCACAGCAGCAACAAAAUCUCAUGUGAUUUAAUGUUUUUUUGUAGGAUCUCUUGGUAAAAACAUACCAGCUAUUUACAGGAAAAGUUAAUUUUCAUGACUUUCAAUGUUAAGGUAGUCUUUUCCAGAGCUUCUCGGGUAUAAAGGAACAAUGUAGUAUUAUGGAAAAUAUUAGCUGUCAUUUCUGCUCAAAGAAAAUGUGCCUGGGUUUCAUUUAUGUUUGGAAAUCUGUUGUAUUUUUGUUUUGGGAAAAUGCAAAGAGCUGGUGAAAGCUUCACAGGCCAAGUGGCAUCUCCAGUGCUGUAUGAUUCUUUGCAGGCUAUGAUACUGAUUAAUUAAUUGUUCUGUUCGAACAAUGCAAGGCAUUUCUGCUGCUUUGGUAUUAUUUUCCAUUUCUCCUAACAGCAGUGCUGAUUAGUUUUUAUACUGAACAUUGUCCGUGUUGAAUUUGUUCACACUGUCCUUAUGCUGAAAGUCUUAAUAGCCAUAUUAGUUUAAUGAGACAGAACAGGAGAACAGCCUAUGCUCUUUACAUAGCAUAAAAUAAUAAAUUUACCAAAGAGAUGUUUGCACUGUGUAAUACUUUUGUACGAACCAAA